AUGGGCUCUCACCAGAAGCGUGUCGCAGUUAUAGGAGCAGGCGUAAGCGGUAUUGUCGGUGCGAAGCAUCUCAAAGAGUCCGGGUUAGAAGUUGUGGUAUUCGAGAGAUCAAGGCAAGCGGGUGGGAAUUGGGUUUAUGAUGAGCGGAAACCAAUUGAGCCAAAUUAUCCUUCCGUUACCCCUUCGAUCGCGGAUUUUGUUGUUGAAGGGAAAGGGGAGAGAAGUGGAGUUGUGAAUGGGGCGAAAAGUAUCGAUGGAGAGAGAGGAUACUGGAGCGAAGAGGAAGAAUUGAGAUUUGCGCCUCCUGGACCAGCAUAUUCCGGACUAACAAACAACGUCUCAACAAAGUUGCAACAGUUGAAAGGCUUCCCUUGGAAAGAAGGAACACCAGACUUUGUCAAUGUCCGUGCAAAACAGGGGUACCUCCAGUCCUACUCAAAAUAUUUUAGGGUUGAAACGUUGAUAAGGUACAACACUCGAGUUGAGAAACUUCAAAAGAUAAAUGGAAAGUGGUGGGUCAAUUCGACGACAUUGAUUCGGGAUGGACCGAGAAAAGGAAAGCAUGCAAAUGAGUUUGAGGGGUUUGAUUUGGUCGUGGUAGCUUCUGGACAUUACCACAGCCCAAAUGUACCUGAUAUUCCCGGGUUGAAAGAAUGGAAGAGUAGAUGGCCGGAAAGAGUCUCACACUCGAAAGCAUACAGAAGACCAGAAGACUUCAAAGAUCAGACCGUGCUUCUUAUCGGAGCCGGAGUGUCCUCAAUGGACAUUGGAAGAGAAAUCUCGCAAAUGGCCCAGAAAAUCUAUCAAUCCUCUCGUGGCGGGCCUUUUGAUGUCCCAAAAGUCAUGCUUUCCCCAGAAACCGAACGGGUUGCGGGCAUCGCUUCUUUCCAACACCCUUCCAAAGACCAAGACAGGCCUGGAUCCGUAAAACUUGUUGACGGAACCGUUCUGACUGGCAUCGAUCGAGUCGUAAUCUGCACCGGCUACCACUUCUCCCUACCAUUUUUACGAGAUUUGCACGACGACUCCGCAACUCCUGAGCAAGCCAUCGACACAGUCCUCGUAACAGACGGCACACAAAUACACAACCUCCACAAAGACAUCUUCUACAUUCCGGAUCCCACGCUCGCAUUUGUCGGAAUACCGUUCUACACCGCCACGUUCACGUUCUUCGAAUUCCAAGCUAUCGCUGUAGCAGCAGUAUUUUCUGGCCGAGCAUGUGUUCCAUCAAAAGAAGAGAUGCAAGCAGAAUAUAAGGAAAGAGUGAAGCAAAAAGGAGCUGGAAGAGGGAUUCAUGAUUUGAAAGGCACGUCGGUGCUGUAUGUCGAUGAGUUGGCGGGAUGGUUGAAUAAUCAGGCGGAGGUUACCGGUGCGGAGAAGGUGGAGGGGUAUUCGAAGGAGUGGCAAGAGGAGUCAAAACUGAUUCCUGAAAAGUAUAUCAAGCUUAUAAAGUCGAAGGACACCAAAGGGAAUGAUUCGGGAAGCGCCUUGGACCUGCAAUCGCGGACCAAACCUCUUGAAUUUGAGAAUGACGCUUAA
Hyaloscypha bicolor E is the source of this 1539-nucleotide messenger RNA. Its product is annotated as FAD/NAD(P)-binding domain-containing protein. NCBI's taxonomy places the organism in Eukaryota, Fungi, Ascomycota, Leotiomycetes, Helotiales, Hyaloscyphaceae. Gene Ontology annotation, molecular function: N,N-dimethylaniline monooxygenase activity; NADP binding; flavin adenine dinucleotide binding. The transcript has 5 exons. Bases 1 to 1539 code for a protein of 512 amino acids. The record is from RefSeq and is a predicted model, not a curated record.